Molecule: messenger RNA, 5061 nt
Organism: Nestor notabilis (Kea)
Lineage: Eukaryota; Metazoa; Chordata; Aves; Psittaciformes; Psittacidae
Gene: FANCM
Product: Fanconi anemia, complementation group M
Exons: 21
Biological process (GO): double-strand break repair via synthesis-dependent strand annealing; replication fork reversal; interstrand cross-link repair
Molecular function (GO): nuclease activity; four-way junction DNA binding; four-way junction helicase activity
Source: RefSeq, a predicted model, not a curated record
GUGCUUGAAACAUUUGCUGGGCGCCUGAUUAAAAUAGGAGUUUUAGCAAGGCGGGAUAUUCCCAGCCUUACAAAGUACCAGAUAAUUCUAGCAAGAGAUCAAUACAGAAAAAACCCUUCUUCACAAAGUGCGGGAGUACAUCAAGGCAUAAUUGAAGGAGACUUUGCACUUUGUAUCAGUUUAUAUCAUGGUUAUGAGCUGCUACUACAAAUGGGAGUACGGUCACUAUUUAUCUACCUUUGUGGGAUUAUGGAUGGAUCAAAAGGGUUAACCCGCACGAAGAAUGAACUUGGUCGUAAUGAGGACUUCAUGAAGCUUUAUCAGCAGCUCAGAGACAUGUUUUUGGACACAUCUUCAGCAAAUGGAAGGAAUGCAAUUAGAACUAUGUUUGAAAAUAAAAAAAUUAUCUAUAGCCACCCAAAACUGAAGAAAUUGGAGGAAAUUGUAAUAGAACACUUCAAAUCCUGGAAAAGGGGAUGUUCUGGUAAUUUAAAAAAAAAAAAAAAAAAAGAAAAAAGAGUGAUGAUCUUCUCAUCAUUUCGGGACAGUGUGCAAGAAAUUGCAGAAAUGCUUUCACGGCUCCAUCCGGUGGUUCGUGUGAUGACAUUUGUUGGCCACUCCACAGGCAAGAGCACAAAAGGCUUCACACAGAAGGAGCAACUUGAGGUGGUGAGACGCUUUCGUGAAGGUGGGUAUAACACUCUGGUCUCUACCUGUGUUGGAGAAGAAGGCUUAGACAUCGGAGAAGUUGAUCUCAUCAUCUGCUUUGACGCUCAGAAAAGCCCAAUUCGCCUCGUGCAGAGAAUGGGCCGAACAGGGCGCAGGCGGCAAGGCAGGAUUGUGGUCAUCCUCGCCGAGGGGCGGGAGGAACGGACUUACAAUCAAAGCCAGUCUAACAAAAGGAGCAUCGACAAAGCUAUUUCAGGAAACAAAAUGCUUCAUUUCUACCAGCAUAGCCCGCGUAUGAUUCCAGAAGGCAUAAAUCCAGAGAUGCAUAAAAUGUUUAUUACUGCUGAAAAAUAUGAACCAAGCAAUUCAAGAAUGCUUUCCAAAGAGAGAAGAUCUAGUUCCCUCCAGCAUAAAUCUGCUCUCUUUUCCUGUGUCACUGGCCAAAAGCAAAUGCACUGUCAUGAGAAUUGGUCUCUGUCGUCUGAGGAGUUUGAAAUAUGGGAUAGACUUUACAGGAUUAAGGAAAGUGAUGGAAUAAAGGAACCGAUAUUACCUCAAGUUCAGUUUGAAACCUUAGAAAACCUGGAAGAAAUAUCAAAGCACAAAAAGGAGGCUACGCAUGAACUUUCCUUAUCUGAAUGGAUAAUUUGGCAGAGUCGUCCUUUUCCUACAUCUUUGGUUGGUCACUCGGAUCGUUGUUACCAUUUUAUCAGUGUUAUGGAAAUGAUAGAACAGAUGAGACAUGAACAGGGAGAUUGCUGCUAUGAACUGGAGAUUCAGCCUCACUUACGUAUUGAAGAUGUUAAUGUUCAAAGGAAUAAAAGUCAUCCCUUCAUGACCAAUGCCACAUUUGAUCAGAAGGCAUGCUCAUCUAGAAAAGAAGUGGCACACAGAUCAAAAGUAAAACCAUUUUUACCUGAUACAGAUGACUGUGAUAGUGAAUUCUUCACCACAUUUAAAGUAACAAAACCAAAGACUCCAAAAGAAACUUCCGGAUCUAAUCUGGAAGUACCUGUGUUGCCUACAGAUACUAACAGUUCCACUUCUUACUCAGCAGGAAAUGUUGACCAGGGCAGUCAAGAGGACGAGGAACUAGAGGUGACAUUUGACUUAAAUGGAUUUAUUGACUUAUGUGACAGCAGUGACAGUACUGUAAUUGAUGAAAGUGCAGCAGUGAAGGAAAACAAAACUCUGGAUAAAGCUUGUAGUUCACUGGGAACAAACCACACAGAUCUGGGUUAUAGUAGCUUUACAGCCGAGAAAUCACCUGUGUCCUCUGACUUAUUUUAUCUUCCUGAAUCCUAUGUGGAUUCAUUUGCUCUUGUGAGACCCCUUGAGGAGCCUUCUUGUUUAAAACAAGUAUUAUCCCAUCUGAAAAGGCUUUUAUCACAAUCUCCUCCCUCAUUGAAUAAAGUUUAUGAUUUUGAAAACAUGAUGAGAAAUGAAGAAAUAAUAUGUCCAUUUGAAAAAGUUAUUUCUGAUGGUUGUUCAGAGAGACGACAGGACAAAGUCUUUCCUGCACACUCAGAUGCUGAUUGUUCACUGCUGCUCCUUGAAAAUUCUGAAGAGAGGGUCACCAGUGAAUUGCGUGGUUCUUUAAGUACUUGUUUUCCAAAAACUGUCUCAUCUUCUGAGACCGCUGUUGUUAAAGCCAAAGAGGAACUUCACUGGGAUAACAGCUUUGAUAGUCUGUUUGACAAUGAAGAAUUCACUGAAAUUCAAGAGAAUCAGUAUAUUGCUCAAAAAGAGGAUAUUAAACUUGACAAGAAAGAAGCGGUAAUGGGUGAAGAGAACAGUAUACAUUUAUUUGAAGAUGAACACCUUUAUGACACAAAUAUUGGAAGUUUUUCUACAAGCAAUAAGCAUUUAGGCAGGUCAAAUUCAGGUGAGAGUGCUAUUGGGCCAGUUGCAGAGCAGGGCUCUGAGUGGUUUCCUUCCAAGGUGUGCUGCAGCAACACUGAUAUAACCUGUGAGGAGCAGCCAAGAAGCAGUAAAACCACAGCCAUGGAAAUGGCAGGUGGUGUUAGUGUGAGCGAGCAGUCUCUGGAUAACGAUGAUCUUUAUGACUGUUCUCAAGAACUGUUUUCUGUUAAUUUUGAUUUGGGAUUUUCCAUUGAAGAGUGUGAGAAUGAAAUCUUUGAAGAAGAUACAGAUACUAAUAAUACCAGAAAAUCAAAUGGUGCCUUGGGGAGUCAUACAGAUGUUAAAUCCACUGAAGAUAAAAAGAAGUUACUGAAUGAUCACUCCAAACUUGAAACAUCACCAGAAUGGGAUCGCAAAGGUCUUGAGAAAAGAAAUGCUUCCACACCGUUGCCAUUCCAGAGCAGGAGCGUGAAUGGCAGAGAAGGAGCUGGGGGUGCUUCUGCUGCAGUGCCUUUCCUGGAGUCAGGAGGUGGAAGAACAAGAAGUGGAUCACCCAAAGCUUCGACUCCUGCAUUUUCUACCCCAACAAGAACCAGCAGCGAGAGUGAAGAAGAGAUAGUUUUCCAGAGAAAAAACAGGAGAAAAAAGAAUGUUUUGAAGUCUCCUGAUGUUAUGAAUGACAGUGACUUUGAAUCACCAGUUCGUGCCAGGAGAAAACGUCGGCACCCACUUAACAUGUCAGACAUGUCCAGUGAUGACAGCAUGGAUUUUCACAAGAACUCGAACAGGACCAUAAGUAACUCCACAGCCUCUAACAAAAACCAGCAGAGAAGUAUGAAACGGCCAAAGGUCAAGAGCAGUUUUACAGACAAGACUGCAGGAAGACAGUUUUUAGAUGAAGAAGCUGAGCUGUCCCAGCAGGAUGCAGAUGGUGUUUCUUCUGAUGAGACUGAUGAUGCAGAGAAUGAGCUGAACUCUUCACUUGUGCAGUUCCUGAAUGAUGAUGUGGAAGUCACGCAAGUGUUAAAUGACUUUGAGAUGAAAGGAAUUUACCUGAAAUCUGUGCGUAGUCCAGCUCUUGGCAAUAGAUACAAAAUGGUUCAUCGUGAAUUCAACACCACAGAGAUUUUCUCACAGAUUCCUGAGCAAGACCAGGCUUACGCAGAAGAUAGUUUCUGUGUUGUAGAGGAGGAGGAGGAAACCUGCAAAAAAAGCGAAACUAGUGAGGAGGAAGUGUCCAUUAAUUUUGAUCUCCUAAACAAUGAGAGCUUUACUAAUGGAAGAAAACAAUACCUCACUCGACGCAGAAAAACAAUAAACCAGGCCAAGAUGGAAGAGAACUAUCCAGCCCCAGUGCAAAAGAAGAAACCAUCCCGAAUUAUUGUUCUCAGUGAUUCUAGUGGGGAAGAAACAAGUGUCAGCAAUGAAAAGCCCAUGAAAACAGACUGUGUCAGGGCACAACAGGAAAAUGCUAAGUUAACCAAGUCAUUGCCUUCAGCCUCUUCUGCGCAGCACAAAGAAGUUGCUGGGGAAAGCACUGUUCAUCACUCUGCAGAGGAUAAAAGCAAGAUGCUUCUUGGCUUGAAAGCUUCAGUAUCUGACACGCUGGAUUUUCACCCAGACCAUCAAGUCAGGAGCACACACUUUCCACCAGCCAUCACUAGUUCUGCUUUGGGGAAAGAGAAUCUCCAGGCUUCCAGUGAGGUGGAAAGUUCUUUGAAGAAUGCCGGUAGAAGCACUUCAGUUCCAUCUUGUUCUGCUUCCACAACCCCCUCUUCAGCUACAGCUCUGUCUUCACGAGACCUUCUGGAGAAAAAGCCCUCCCUCUGUGUUCUGGUAGAUAGUCGUGAGAUCUCCUCUGGAGCAGAGGUGAUUUCCUCCUUGAAGGCAGUUCAUGCUGUGAAGGUGCAGGUUUGCUCGCUGAGCAGCAGUGAUUACAUCGUGAGCAAUCGCAUGGCGGUGGAAAGGAUGUUUCUGUCAGAGUUACUGAACUCUACAAACAGGACUAAAAUCACCCAGAGGAUCCAGCACCUGCAGAGCAUGUUUGAGAGGACAUGUGUGGUUGUGGAAACAGACAGGAUGAAAACAGGAGAAACAUCCCGAUUUUUCCAAAGGACGCAGUACUACGACAGCAUGCUCUCAGCCUUUGUCCAGGCUGGCAUCCGAAUUCUUUUUAGCUCUUGCCAGGAGGAAACUGCCAGUUUGCUGAAAGACCUGGCUUUGGUAGAGCAAAGGAAAAACGCCACCAUUCGCGUGCCGUUGGAGGUGGAGGGUCACAAACAGGAAAUGCUCAACUUCUACUUGAGUAUUCCCAACCUCAGCUACCCUGCUGCUCUCAAUAUGUGCCAUUACUUUGACUCCGUGAAGAAGAUGGCCAACAGCUCCCCCAUCGACAUCGCCACCGCUGCCCAGGUCAGCCCGCAGAAGGCCGAGGAGAUCUACCGCUACCUCCACUGCGGUUUUGACGUGCAGAUGCUGCCCGAGAACCUCUGCGCUAAGGGGAAAAGUGGCGCAGCUGCCAGGAGCUGA